CGCGCACUGUGAAACGACGGGAGGGCCGGACUGGACCGGACCGCGCUUUUCUAAGCAGACGCUGGCUUGACCUUUUGACCAGUACGCGAGGACAGUUACUUCAAACACCUGCCGUUCGAAGACAGGCGCAUCCGGAUAAAAGUCGCCAGUGAACCGGGGUCGCUUUAGUUCAAAUAAACCCAGUGGGCCACAUGGAGACACCGCAGCAGAUGAAAGCUGCCGUGCAGCGGUGCAUCGCCGCGCACAAAGACGAGCUGCACGCUUUGAGUCGGGACAUUUGGAGCCGUCCCGAACUCGGCGGCAGCGAGACGCGCGCACACGACACGCUGGUCGGCUUCUUCUCCCGGGACGAGGCGUGGACGGUCCAAGCUCACUACGUACUGCCGACCGCGUUCCGGGCCAGCUGGGGCCCGGAGGGGGGCGGAGACGGAGGGCCGGCGCUCAACGUGGGGUUCCUGUGCGAGUACGACGCGCUUCCGGGUAUCGGGCACGCGUGCGGUCACAACCUGAUCGCCGAGGUGGGAGCGGCCGCCGCGCUGGGGCUGAAAGCUGCAUUAGAGAUGCGGACUGAGCCCCGCUUCCCAGUGAAGAUAACAGUUCUGGGAACUCCUGCAGAGGAAGUUAUUGGCGGAAAAAUCGACCUGAUCUUGGCCGGAGCCUUUGCUGACUUUGACCUCGUCUUCAUGGCUCACCCGGCUCAGCAUGACGCAUCCUUCCUGCCCUGCAUCACAGUCGACGAGGUGCUGGUGAAGUACCACGGGAAGGCAGCUCAUGCCUCUGCAUACCCUUGGGAGGGGGUGAAUGCCCUGGAUGCUGCUGUGCUGGCCUACAACAAUCUCUCUGCACUCAGACAGCAGCUCAGGCCCGAGUGGAGGCUUCAUGGCAUCAUCAAACAUGGGGGGGAGCAGCCCAACAUCAUCCCGGCCUACACCCAGUUGGAGUUCUAUCUGCGCACACCGCAGGUCAAGGAUCUUUGUGUCCUGAAGGCCAAAGCGGAGGCUUGCUUCAGGGCCGCUGCUGUUGCCACCGGAUGCCGGGUGGAGAUCAUCUAUCCUGGGCAUUGCUAUUAUAACAUUCUGCCUAAUGCCACACUGGCCAAGCUGUAUGAAAAUAAUGGGAAAGCUUUGGGGAUUCAGUUUCAAGAGCAGUCAGCCAACUUCUCCGGUUCUACAGACUUUGGCAACGUGUCCUUCAUCGUCCCCGGUAUCCACCCUUUCUUCUACAUCAGCACGGAAGCGUUUAACCACACCGAGGAAUACGCCGAAGCAGCCGGAGCUGAAAAGGCCCAGUUGUUCACCCUGAGGACAGCCACAGCGUUGGCAAUGACAGCUGUGGAUGUCGUGUGCUGCCCUGAUCUGCUGAGGCAAGUGAGGGAGGACUUCCGCCUGGCCAAACUGAAACAGGAGAAACCACUAAAAGACGGCGAUACGGCUUUGACAGCUCCAUAAAGACAAAAAAUGUAUAGCUGACGAUUCAACUUCGACUCAAGAGCACAUUUGAAUAGUUUGUAUGGUUGGACGGUUAAAGUUGUAUAACAACAACUCAGUGUGGCGUAUAAUCUCUUGAGUAUUUCAAACGCCACCCUCAUCAGGUUUCAGAGGUUCACUCUCAACAUGGGCACCUGUUAUAAAGGUUGUGUGGAGCUAGGAACUGGAAAAAUGUUUGCCAAUUUAAAUGAUAAGUAAAUGAUUCAUGCUGACAUUUAAACUAGAAGCUACAAUUGUGGCUCUUGUGAAACUAAUAAGUGUAAUAAGCAAAUUAGCUCCUAGGAAUAAUUGUUUUGAUUUUUUUUGAGUGAAAUAAUUGACGGUGAAAUAAAUAACAGCUGGAUGUACUCAGAUGAAAUUGUGUACAAUCGGUAACCUGGCUUUUCCUCUAGCGCCAUCACAAGACAGUUUUACUCAAGGAGGGUAAACACACACCCAAUUCCAGAUGUUGACCCCAGGAGAGUGAGGAAGAGCCCGGCAGUAACUUUAACUAUCGAGCUUCCCACAUGUGUCCAGCAUCCAGCUGCAAAGGGCAAGUGAAGUGCAGGGCUGUGAUUUAUUUAAUGUUUACUCUUUAUAAAUAAUUGUAAAUGUUUAUGUAGAAAACCUUUGAGAUUACAUUAAUAAAACUCAAUUUAUAGGAUAUAUUCUCCAACAGUUGUGCUUGCCUAGAACUUUCAGGGUCCAUGUUACAGGUUGUUCUAUUUAUCCAUGACUCUGUGGUUUUUUUAUUUUUGCUGUGGUAGUCCCUGAAGCAGUUCCUAUCCAGCUGAAGACAGAGCCCAACCGUGCACUCCUCACACAUCCAGGGUGUGCUUUUAUGGAAGACAGUGCAUGGUUUCCUCCCCUGACUUGCCUUUUGUCUUUUCUCAGUCUCUUCUCUUUUGUUGGUGGGGACAGGAAAGUGGCCUGAAGUUGGGGGGGCCUAGCUGGUAAUACUCACAGCUGUGGGUCUGGGGACAGACAACCUCUCACAGGACCCAUUAUCGGCCUUCUGCCACCGGAGGACAGUCUCCUCCGUGUACACAGGAUGGACAGUUGUGCACAUGGAGACCUCCCUUGUGUUACAAAGAGCAGGAAUCUGUCCCUGAUCCACCUGAUGGAGCCUCUCUUUGAUUUUGCAUCCAUGGCAUUCUCCUGCGCCAGCCAUGCGCUGCCUGUAAGUUCCACAAGCCCCGAACCCCUGCUGGCUCAGAUGACGGAACACAGGGGGGCUAGUGUAAAAAUUGUUGCAGUAGACAAUGUAGCCGCUGCCCAGAUAGUCCUUGUUCACCAGCUGCUCCACCAUGCCAAAUGCAAGUCCCUUCCCCGAAGUGCCGUGCUUUUCCCCUGUGUAUAAUAAGAGGUCAACUGUGUACCCAUUCACAUCAGCCAACACAAAACAUUUUAUCCCCCACUUUGUCGGCUUGGUUUUCGUGUCCUGUUUUAUUUUGAUCAUCCUCUUGUGGACCGAGAUGUGCUACUUCGGAUGGUAGAUGCCUUUGCAGCGGUUUCUGAUGAUAUCCAGGAGAGGUCGGACUUUCUGCAGGCAGUCAUAGUCCUCUGUCCCCUUUUUCUGGUCAUUGACCACGUCCUCCUCUGGAUCACUCAUGGGCAAAUUGGAGUUGAUUGUCUCUUGACAUGACAGAAGUCAGAAAGGGAAUGGAAAAAAUGAUUUUCUUCCUCCAAAAAUCAGACAUUUUUAGGAGGUUGCACACUGACAUAAACAACAACGUGCCUAGGUGUGGGGUGAUGGCAGUUCAAAAAAACUUUUUCCCCAUCCUCAUAUUUUUCACUGCAUUUUGCGGUCUUGUCCACCUGAGGCCGCACCCGCCGCCUAAGUGGUACCCCAGAUACCGUACCUCCCCCCGCCCAACUGCACACUUCCCCGGUUUGGCGGUGAACCCGGCCUCUUUUCCUUGGACUCUGGCGACAAGGGAAUCUGCCAGUAGCUCAUGGUUAAAUCCAGUGUCGUGAAAAAACGUGCGGUGCCCAAUUGGUCCAGCAGCUCGUCGACCCGGGGCAUCGGGUAUGCAUCAAAAUGUGACACAUCAUUCACCCUGCGAUAGUCCACACAGAACCGUACAGACCCAUCUUUCUUAGCCACCAGAAUGAUGGGGCUGCUCCAGAUACUGUUGGACUCCUAUAUUACCCCCUGUCUCCAGCAUCGCCGGCAAUUCUCUCUUUUCUUUUCCUCUUGUGUUCAGGUAACCGGUAGGGUCGCGAUAGCACUGUCACGCCCGGUGACGUCUCGAUGUGAUGCACUAUGAGAUCCGUGCGACCUGGCAGGGGGGAGAACACAUCAUUAAACUGCUCUUGCAACUGGGCUAAGUCUGUUUUUUGGGUCGCAGAGAGAUGGCCACAGAAAUGGAGCCGGGUCGGAUUGGUGGACUUUGGGACUUCGGGCCCCAGCUCCUCUCUCUCAGCUACUGCAGACACCAGGGAAACAGACUCCGCCUCCCUCCAUCGUUUGAGGAGGUGGAGGUGGUAGAUCUGUGUAGCUCCGCCCCUGUUAGAUCGUACCACCUCAUAGUCAAAGUCCCCUACCCGCUGUGUGACAACAAAGGGCCCUUGUGGUGGCACAUCAGGUUCUGGGCAUUCUUUUGAUGCUUCAUCCCUUUCAUGUCUGUCAUCUGCAAGGAUGCCUUUGUUCAAUUUUUUUUUUUUAAGGAUGAGGUUGCACAAAGUUAAAAUGUUGAGACCUGCAUGAGACCCCCUGCCCCCCCACUGAGGAGAAUCACCACAUGGCUCACACCCUGAGUGUCUACUUCUGCAGGUAUGAUCGACCCACUUUAACACCCCACCAACUGCCCUGUUAUCAUCAAACAACCACUAUCACCCCCUGUCUCGUUCACACCUCUCCCAAACCGACCCCCCACCAGCUCUGAGGAUUGGAGAAGGGGAUGUGAGUCGCCUCCUUCAAAGACAGCAGAUCCCCUCUCAGUUGCUACUGGUCCUGUUCUCCUCCGGCAUCAUCUGGUCAGUUGUCCUGUUCUUCCAUCGUUAUGUGGUUUGGAUCGGUCACUAAAUAGGCUACAACGGAUCCGAUCUGCAGGGAGAAGCGUUGGCUCCAGCCUGCCGUCCACCCUGUACUUGUUCAGCUCCAGAGUCUAAGGAAAAGGGCCGGAAAGAUGUCUGUGGGACCUUCACACCUUGGACACAACGUGUUCAGACUCCUCCCCUAUAGAGGGCGCUACAGAGAACUGUACGUGUACCAGAAUGAAGUUUAAUGUAAUUUACUUGUUGUCU
Pungitius pungitius (ninespine stickleback) is the source of this 4715-nucleotide messenger RNA. Its product is annotated as peptidase M20 domain-containing protein 2-like. Bases 192 to 1448 code for a protein of 418 amino acids. NCBI's taxonomy places the organism in Eukaryota, Metazoa, Chordata, Actinopteri, Perciformes, Gasterosteidae. Gene Ontology annotation, molecular function: dipeptidase activity. The transcript has 7 exons. The record is from RefSeq and is a predicted model, not a curated record.